This is a messenger RNA of Amblyraja radiata (thorny skate), 7741 nucleotides long. RefSeq names its product integrin, beta 4 (gene itgb4). Gene Ontology annotation, cellular component: cell surface; membrane; integrin complex. Gene Ontology annotation, biological process: cell-matrix adhesion; cell communication; cell adhesion mediated by integrin. Bases 380 to 5971 code for a protein of 1863 amino acids. The record is from RefSeq and is a predicted model, not a curated record. Lineage: Eukaryota; Metazoa; Chordata; Chondrichthyes; Rajiformes; Rajidae. The transcript is spliced from 42 exons. Gene Ontology annotation, molecular function: integrin binding.
GGUCAAUGCUUAAGUAUUGCCCAGGUCGUCAACAGAACUGGAAGCUGAGAACGCUCAGGAUGUCUGGCAGCAUCUGUGGAGAGUGAGAGAAACCGAGUUAAUGCCUCAGGGCUGAGAAAAGUGAGAAAUCUAACAUGUUUUAAUUUGCAUAGAUGGGAGGAGGGGGCAGAGAGAAGAGGGAGUGUCGGGUGGAGACUAAUAGUCCGGAUGACACAGGUGGUUGUGUGAGCUCAGUGAGGCUGGUGCAGGCUUGUUCAGUGCAGAGUUCCUAACCGGAGGAGACGUGCGCAGAGGGUGAAUUAAUUCACAUAAAGAGAGUGCAGAACAAACGGCGGAACUGUGAAAUCUGAAAUAAGGCUCUGGAAAUACUCAGCAGGAGAUGGAGCAGUGGAAGAUGUUGGUCUCGUUCCUGAUGGUUGUUCUCCUUGCAGCUGGGGGGCAGGGCAAUCACUGCACUGCCAGUCGAGCAAAGACCUGCACCAUGUGUAUCAGAGUGGCUGAGGACUGUUCAUAUUGUGCUGACAAGACCUUCACGUUCCCCAGGUGUGACCUAGCGAGCAAUCUCUUGUCCAGCUGUAAAGAGAUUGUCACAAUGAAGUCCGAGAUGCACAUAAUUCAGAGCACUCGGAUUGAUACCAGUAGGAAACGCACCCAGAUCUCACCACAGCAAGUGUCCAUGAGCCUGAGGGCCGGAGAGGAGAGGACCCUGAACUUCGAGGUGUUCCAGCCACUAGAAUCUCCCAUUGACCUCUACUUCCUCAUGGACUUCUCCUACUCCAUGCAGGAUGAUUUGGACAACUUGAAGAAGUUGGGGCGUCGGCUGGCUGGAGUAGUGGAGAAAAUGUCGAAUGACUACACCAUCGGCUUUGGGAAGUUUGUUGACAAGGUGUCUGUUCCACAGACAGACAUGAGGCCAUUGAGACUUAAGCAGCCAUGGCCAAACAGUGAUGCCCCAUUCUCCUUCAAGAACGUCAUUCCUCUGACCAACGAUGUAAACAAUUUCAUCCAGAAGCUGGAGAAGGAAAGAAUCUCGGGCAACAUGGACGCACCUGAAGGUGGAUUUGAUGCAAUUCUGCAGGUUGCAGUCUGCAAGGGUGACAUAGGUUGGAGGCCUGACAGCACCCAUCUGCUGGUCUUCUCGACUGAAUCUGCCUUUCAUUAUGAAGCUGACGGCUCCAAUGUCCUCUCGGGCAUCUUGAAAAGGAAUGAUGAGAAAUGUCAUUUGGACAACAGCGGCAGUUACACCCAGGAUACCGAGCAAGACUACCCUUCCAUCCCAACUCUGAUACGCCUUCUCACCAAUCAUGGCAUUAUUCCUAUCUUUGCUGUUACUAACCAUUCAUAUUCUUACUAUGAGAAAUUGAGCAAGUAUUUUCCAGUGUCUGAUAUUGGGCAGCUGCAAGAGGACUCGUCCAAUAUACUCGAUCUGCUGCGCCAUGCAUUUGAGAACAUCCGGUCAAAGAUGGAGAUCCGGGCUAACAGUGUCCCCAAAACAAUGAGAGCCACUGUCUCGUCGUUGUCAGCGGCCAAGCCGCAGAGCGAGUCAUCCACCUUCACCGUCACCCCGGGACAGGUGAAUAAGUUCCGCCUCAGUUUGAGAGCUUUGGAAAAGGACGGUGACAUUCACAUGUGCAACAGGCCCCAGGGCGACCAGGAGGGAAUAAUUAUUCUCAAACCCAGCACUUCCACCGACUCUCUGUUGCUCAACGCCUCGCUGCUGUGUGCCCAGUGCCCCUGUGAGAAGAAACCAGAGGUUGACUCGCCCUUGUGCAGUUCCAACGGUGACUUUGUCUGCGGACAGUGCCAGUGCAAGGAGAAUUGGCAGGGUCUUCGCUGUGACUGUCUCAUGGGCGUGGAGGGAAACAUUGCUGACUGCAUCAACCCCAAGAGCAACAGCAGUGUGCCUUGCUCUAACCGUGGGGAGUGUCAGUGCGGGAUCUGCUACUGCUUCCCCUCAGAGAAACAUCAAGAACUCUAUGGCGGGACGUACUGUGAAUACAGCAACCUGCUGUGCCCGCGCUACGCCGGCUUCACGUGCAACGAUCGGGGUAAAUGCUUUGAGGAGAAGUGCCUUUGUGAUGCUGGAUGGAUGGGUCCCUCGUGUGAAUGUCCGAUCAGUAACGCUACCUGCAUAGAUCAUAACGGAGGGCUGUGCAACGGCAAAGGCAUUUGCGAGUGUGGACAGUGCAAGUGUGAAGAUAAAAACGCAGACCCAACCUGCGGUGCCAACACCUACUUGCAACUGCUCGGGCUGUGUGAAGACACUCGGACGUGUGUCCAAUGCCAGGCCUGGAACACUGGGGAGAAGAAAGGGCAAAACUGCAAUAAGUGCGACGACGUGUUUGAGUUUGUGGAAGAACUGAAGCAAGACAAGGAGGUGACGGAGAGCUGCCAGUUCCGUGACGAGGACGAUGACUGCACCUACUACUACACGGUGGAGAAAAUCCCAAACGUCAACACCACCUACCUCCAGGUGCGGAAGAAGAAAGACUGCCCUCCCGGAGGCUUUCUCUGGCUCAUCCCGCUCAUUAUGUUCCUGAUGAUGCUCCUGGGCCUGUUGCUGCUGCUGUGCUGGAAAUACUGUGCCUGUUGCCGGGCCUGCUGUGCAAGGCUCCCCUGCUGUGCCAUGCUGCCAUGCUGUGCUGGAGGCACCCUGGUUGGGUUUAAGGAAGACCACUACAUGUUCCGUCAGAGCAAGCUGACCUCCAACUCCCUGGACACGCCGAUGGUGCGGACCAACAAACUGGACGGGACGGACAUUGUGCGGUGGAAGGUGACGGACAACGUGCACAAGGGAGCCACUGCUCACUCCCAACUCAUCAGCCCCAAGGACUCUGUUCUCUACAACCUGUCGCUGCGGGCAGCCCGAGUGUUCAACAACGAGCUGAACAACCCGGACUCGAGGGAGUCCGAGCAGCUCCGGCUCCUGGCGGAUGAAAAUCUCAACGAAGUGUAUAAACAUAUUCCAGGGGCUCAGACUGUCCAGAAAACGAAAUUCAGGACCCAGCCACAUGCAGGAAAGAGGUCGGACCUGACCAUCAUUGACACUCAGCUGCCAGCGCCCCGUUCAGCAGAACCGGAGAUCAUGAAGCUCACCGAGCACCAGGUCACCAUGGGAACCUUCAACGAUCUGAAAGUCGUCCCGGGCUAUUACACAGUGGCGUCUGAUCGAGGUGCCCAGGGCCAGGUGGAGUUCCAGGAUGGGGUGGAGCUGGUGGACGUGCGGGUGCCGCUCUUUGUGAAGGACGAGGAUGACGAUGAGAAGCGGCUGCUGGUGGAGGCUGUGGACGUGCCGCUGGGAACGGCCGAGAUCACCAAGCGCUUCGUCGACAUCACCAUCAUCAAAGAGGCCGCCAAGAGCAGCAUCACAUUCCUGCAGCCUUCCUACACGUGCCAGCGGCAGGACAAGGUGGCCAACAUCGCUCUGCUUCGUGACAUCACAGAGGACGGACGCACCCAGGUCUCCUACAAAACACGAGACCUCACCGCCAAGGACGGCAAGGAUUACGUGUCAGUGGAAAACGAAGUCACCUUCCUCCCCGGGGAGACCCGCAAGGAGAUUCCCGUCAAACUGCUGGAGCAGACGGAGGUGGACUCCCUCCUGGGCAACGAGCAGAUCAAACAGUUCCUGCUGGAGUUGUACAAACCCCGUAACGGUGCGAAGCUGGGCAAGUUCCCCCGCACCACCGUCACCAUCGGCGACGACAACGUAAAGCAAAGGAUGGAUCUCAACCAAUCGCUGUUCCCAAUUGAUUUGCCGCCCCUUAACGUGAAACCACAGCCAAUUGACAGCAAGAGGAUCCGUGUGAACUGGAGCCCAGCCGUGGGGGAUGUGACGGGUUACAAGCUGAAGUACUGGCCUGAAGACGAUGAGUUCUCCUCCAAGACGGUUGAGACGAGGAACACCUCGGUCGAGCUCACCGACCUCCAGCCCAGCUGUGACUACGCGAUGGAGGUGUCGGCCUACAACACGCUGGGCGCCGGGCCCUGCUCCAACACCGUGCGCUGCCGCACGCUCGACAGUGCCAGUGAGACUAUUCCACUCAAGCAGGGUUUGACCUCCAUCGACGCCCCGCCCUCCAACGUCAAGGUGCAGCCAAUCAACAGCAGGAAGCUCCGAGUGAACUGGAUCCCGCCCCCGGGUCGACCAACCGGAUACAAGGUGACCUACUGGAUCGAAGGGGACGAGAACUCCUCGCAGGUCGUGACCACCGCCACACCGUCCGCUGAGCUCCCAGACCUGUACCCCUACUGCGACUACGAGAUGAACAUCUUUGCCUACAACGCCCUGGGCGCCGGCCCCCGCUCCGAGACCGUCAGCUGCCGCACACCGGAAGACCUGCCUAAUGAGCCGGGUCGAUUGGCGUUCAACGUCCUUUCACCCACGGUGACACAGCUGAGCUGGGCUGAGCCGUCGGAGGCCAACGGGGAGAUUCUGGAGUACGAAGUGAGCUACACCAUGGUGACCGACGAAAACCAGCCGAUUGGACCAAAAAAGAUGGUGAAGAUCAACAAGCCGAAGAAGAGGAUGGUGAUGAUCGAGAACCUGAAGGAGGAGCAGCCGUAUCGCUACGCAGUACGGGCCAGGAACGGAGCCGGCUGGGGUCCCCCCCGAGAAGCCACAAUGAACCUGUCGACGCAACCGAAACGACCGAUGUCCAUUCCUAUCAUCCCAGAUAUUCCCAUCAUUGACGCCGAGGCACACGAUGAGUACGAGAAUUUCCUGAUGUACAGCUCGGAUGUCAUGCGAUCACCCAGGCCCAGCGUCUCUGACGAUACAGACAUGCAGAUGAACGGGAGGUGGGAGACGAACACGACGUUUUCCGGAGGUACCCAGAACACGAUCACUCAGAACACUGGCAUUCACAGCCAGCAGUUCACACGGACCAUCGGGGGGGUCUCGGAGACCCUGGCGCCAGGGCAGGGUCAGUGGAUGUCCGCACAGGGACCACCAAUGCAUGGAAUGCAGGGAGUUGACUACACAGUCACACAACGGAUGAUUGGCGGGAGGAGACGUACAGAAUCCGAGGAUGUGAACGCUGCUCUUGAGAACCUGGAGAUGGCUCUUCAUGAAAACCGCUCUCCGGGGGUCCCCAACACCCCGACUCGCCUGGUCUUCUCAGCGCUGGGAGCAACCUCGCUGAAGGUCAGCUGGCAGAACCCUCCGUGCGAACGAGAGGUCCUGGCCUACCGGGUCACCUACCAGUCCCUGGCAGGAGGUGAGAUGCAAACUGUUGACAUCCCAGACCCCAAUGAAAACUCGCUGAUUAUCAAUGACCUUCUGCCCAACUACUCCUACAUGUUCAAGGUCAAGGCUCUGAGUGACAAGGGAUGGGGUCCGGACCGCGAAGGAGUCAUCACCAUCGAAUCCAAAGUGGACCCAAUGAGCCCCCUCAGCCCGAUCCCAGGUUCGCCGUUCACACUGAGCACACCCAGUGCCCCUGGGCCCCUGGUGUUCACUGCAAUCAACUCCGAGUUGCUCAAACUGAGCUGGGAGAAACCCCGAAAACCAAAUGGAGAUAUAAUGGGUUAUGUGGUGACCUGUGAACCCUUGGGCGGGCAAGAUGAGACCAAGACGUAUCAAGUGGAAGGAGAUGAUGCAGAGAUGACUCUAAUGGUGCCACAUCUCAGCGAGAACGUUCCAUACAAGUUCAAGGUUCAAGCAAAGACCACGCAGGGCUUUGGUCCAGAGCGGGAAGGGAUCAUCACCAUCGAGUCUCAGGAUGCAGGAAGCAUUUCUAAGUUCAGUAAGCAGACGGUGAUGAGGAAUGAAGAGUUCACAAUGCCUGGGAACAUGAGCACAGAGACCAGCCUGAUGCAGUCCACCAUCGACCCCUUCUUCUCAGACGGGAUGACUGUUACAACACAAAGGAUGGAAGGAGGGACGUCCGUCACCCAGCAGGUCACUCGGACCAUGAUGACCAGUGGAACAGUCACCAAACAAGUUGAAAGGAAGUUCUACGAGGCCUGAUCGCCAUUUGCCCACCGCAAAGUCGUGCUCUUUGGGUUCUACAUUCAACCACACCAAUGAACAGCCUCUGACAUGGCCUUGGACUCUCAGCUUGUGAGCACCUUAGAUAAAGACAAUUGCAGUGGUUGCUUGCACCUGUCCGUAUGCAGGCUUGGCAAGUCUUUACACCUCCGUGACCUUGCUGUCAUGUGUUCUGCUGACCGCAGAUAAUUAAGACUCUGUUUUCUUUUUGUCUGAGUUUCUACACUGUUUGAAGGCUCCAGUUCUUUCAACAUCCAGCUGACUCACCUCAAGCCCUGGCCUCCAGGAGCAGGUGGACACACUGAAGAGUCUUCAGCCCUCUCAGCAUUAUUUGUGUCGCUACUGACUGCAAGAGGCUCACCAUAACUUUCCUUCCACUGCCCAAACAUCUCACACUUUGGGUCACGUGUACUGUUGAACUAUAUCUGUUGAACUCACUUUUUCAGUCAGGUAUCAGCUACUAAUUUUUGUAAAAUAUUUAGAAAGUGAUUGGGAAUAAGCACAAUGCGUUGAUACCAACACAUGUAACGGGCAUGCGUUUUUAUUCUACUUUACCUUUGUAUAACUCAGUUCUCCAGCUUGUAAUACCCUUGUCCUCCAGCUAUUCAUGUAUAUCCCCGUUUUCUCUGCAUGGGCAAUACUUACUCCGCCUAUACGGGGCAGUUAUUCUGCACUCCCUCAAAUAUCCCAGCCAUCUUCAUUUGAUUUGUUUAAGGAUUAAUAGGUCACUAUCAACUAGUUCCAUUUUUGUAAACUGCUACUUGAUGGAAAGUCCCUCAGAACACAAUCACUGGCAAACUCUGGGUCUUUCACACUUGGGAAUGAUUCCAGGAACACCUCGUCACCAGUGAGGCACCUGCACUGUACACCAGGAUUAAUGGUGGAGCAGUGAAUGUUGAAAUUUAUGGGAAAUAUACACUGUAAACAAUGAUGGCACAAGGAAUGGUCAUAUAUCUCAAUGUAUCCCUCCUGCCUGAAAGAGAGCUUACUCUGUCCUGUCCCAUUUCCCAGCUAUUCCAUCUAAUUGCACUUUCCAUUUUACUUGGAGCCCUAAAAAAGUGCUCACCCAUUUACUACUUAGGUUUCAGGCACUACUGGCACAGGUUUCUGCCUCCAGCACCCUUCCAGACAGAGUUCAAGAUCCUGCCAUUAGAGGGGGUAUGCACCAGUCUUCUGCCACGGAGGACCAGAGGUUCAUGUAGUUUAGAGUCUAGGCUGCUCUGUUUAGCUCCAGUGUCAGAUGGAGACACACCAAAAUCACCGCACUGCCUGAAAGUUUUAUUCUCUGUAGCCAAAAUUUGUACUCGACCCUUCAGCGGAUAAAGCCAUUUUUGUCAUAUUAUAUUCUUAUUUAAGGCCACCUUUCUGAAAAAAAUAUGCAUGCCUUGGUUUUAUAUCUAAUGGUCUAUAUUGGUCAAUCUAUAUUGACCAGACCCUCCAAAGACUGUAACGUAAGAGACCGACGGGUCUAGGUUUAAAGUCCAGGUCCAACCUCAGCUGGGACAGCCCCAGUGACGUACAGGAGGUGGGGGUGGGAAGAGGGCCAAGGUGGGAGUGGUGACUGUGAAUCAAUUGAUAUUCCAGUUCAGGAGGUAAGAGGCUGGUGCACGAAAGUGAAACGCUGUAUCUCGGGUGAUCACUCUCCGUAAGCUUGGCUUGUCUACUAUAUUCCUCCCUGCUGAUGUGCAAUGGUUAUGGAAUGCAAGGAAAUGCUUCUCGUUUGUUUAUAAUAUAUAACUCUGAAAUAUA